CAUGCCGAAAACUUGCCGAGGCAUGCACUCACAAACCACCAAACUGUCUUCCUAGCAAAGAACAUUUCAUGUGAAUAAAACGACUCUGUAACUCAAUUUCAUCAUUUGUAUGUUGUUGCAGUACAUGGUGCUACAAUUAUCUCAAGCAGCGGAGAUGUACUUGCCGGGAGAUGAACUGACAGCCCAACCGAAACUGAUAUCGCCACCACCUUAACAUUCUCCUUCAUACCCAAUUCACGCGGCUCUGCACCAUCACCGGGGGACUCCCAUUAAUGCAGUGUCCUCCUGAUGCACCACUAUUUAACAGACCCCAAUUAGUCCAUUGUCUUCAACUCAACACAACUUUGGCAUUUCAAAGCCCUCAGGUUUAGAAAAAACAAUCUCCUAUUUCUUCAUCCGCAUUCCAAUACGGGGAAAAUGAUCAGCCCAAAGGACUUGGUCAAGAUUGCGAGAAAAUGGCAGAGAGUGGCUGCCAUGAGAAGGAAAAGGAUCUCAUUUCCACAAGUUGAAGGAGACGAGGAAGUGCUAGCUCAUAGAGGACAUUUCGUCGUCUACUCAAUUGACCGAAAGCGGUUCGUGUUUCCAAUAAGGUUCUUGAACAACUGUGUCAUCCGUGAGCUGUUCAGAUUAUCCGAGGAAGAGUUUGGGUUGCCAAGCAAUGGACCGAUCACUUUGCCGUGCGACGCCAUGUUCAUGGACUAUGCAGUUUCAAUGAUCCAGCAGCAUGCCAAUGCGGAAAUCGAGAAGGCUCUCCUUAUGUCUAUUACAUCCAACACAUGCUCACUAUCUUACCCUCUCCAGCAGAAUCACACUGGACAACAAUUGCUUAUCUGUAGUCAUUGAACCUUCGUAUUUUUGUUUUUGCCUCUCUUCUUUUGAGGCUUUUAGGAUGUACACAGUUGAGAGAAUUGCAUGAAAAUUGCAGUUCCUCAUUCGUUGUUAGAUUUUAAUGAAGACAGAUUGUUCACUCCUA
Molecule: messenger RNA, 973 nt
Organism: Syzygium oleosum
Lineage: Eukaryota; Viridiplantae; Streptophyta; Magnoliopsida; Myrtales; Myrtaceae
Product: auxin-responsive protein SAUR67-like
Exons: 1
Coding region: 418-843 (141 amino acids)
Biological process (GO): response to auxin
Source: RefSeq, a predicted model, not a curated record